This is a messenger RNA of Suncus etruscus (white-toothed pygmy shrew), 3856 nucleotides long. It is a transcript of the gene AGPS, whose product is annotated as alkylglycerone phosphate synthase. Gene Ontology annotation, biological process: lipid biosynthetic process. NCBI's taxonomy places the organism in Eukaryota, Metazoa, Chordata, Mammalia, Eulipotyphla, Soricidae. Gene Ontology annotation, molecular function: FAD binding; alkylglycerone-phosphate synthase activity. The record is from RefSeq and is a predicted model, not a curated record.
AUGGUCGCGCCGGGCGCCGCUCUGAGUGACCUUUCACCCGCGCCCAGCGGUCCCGGGCGGCGGCGGCACUAGGCGGCAAGGCAGCACAAGGCGGAAGCCAUGGCGGAGGCGGCGGCGGCGGCGGCGGCUGCAGGCGGGACGGGCGCGGGCGCGGGCGCGGGCUGCGGAUGCGCGGCGGCCCAGGAUCUGGAGCCCGAGCGGGCCCGCGCCGGGCGGAGGCUGCGGGUGCUGUCGGGCCAUCUGCUGGGCCGGCCUCAGGAGGCUCCGAGCGCGCAGGAGUGCAAAGCGCGCAGAGCCGCCUCGGCGGCCGCCCCGGACCCUCCCGCCCCCGCCGCCGCGCACGAGUCGGGCACCAUCCCCAAGAAGCGGCAAGAAGUUAUGAAAUGGAAUGGAUGGGGAUACAAUGAUUCUAAAUUUAUCAUAAAUAAGAAAGGCCACAUUGAGUUGACUGGCAAAAGGUAUCCUCUUAGUGGCAUGGUUUUACCAGCCUUUAGAGAUUGGAUCCAAAAUACCCUUGGAGUAAGUUUGGAACAUAAAACUACCUCUAAAGCAUCCUUAAAUCCUAGUGAUACACCUCCUUCUAUUGUAAAUGAAGAUUUUCUUCAUGACCUUAAAGAAACCAAUAUUUCAUAUUCACAAGAAGCAGAUGAUAGAGUAUUUAGAGCUCAUGGUCAUUGUCUUCAUGAGAUAUUUUUGCUCAGAGAAGGAAUGUUUCAGCGAAUUCCUGAUAUAGUUUUAUGGCCAACAUGUCACGAUGAUGUAGUUAAGAUUGUGAAUCUAGCAUGCAAAUAUAACCUUUGUAUCAUACCAAUCGGUGGAGGAACAAGUGUUUCGAAUGGUCUGAUGUGUCCUGCAGAUGAGCCAAGAACAAUUAUUUCUUUGGACACCUCACAAAUGAAUCGAAUCUUAUGGGUUGAUGAAAACAAUUUGACAGCUCAUGUGGAGGCUGGCAUAACAGGACAGGAGUUGGAAAGACAGCUUAAAGAAAGAGGGUAUUGUACAGGUCAUGAACCAGAUUCUCUGGAAUUCAGCACUCUUGGAGGAUGGGUAUCUACGCGUGCAUCAGGCAUGAAGAAAAAUAUCUAUGGCAAUAUUGAAGACCUGGUGGUUCAUAUAAAAAUGGUAACACCUAGAGGAGUAAUAGAAAAAAGCUGUCAAGGACCUCGGAUGUCAACAGGCCCUGAUAUCCACCACUUCAUCAUGGGAUCUGAAGGAACUCUUGGUGUGAUAACAGAAGCUACAAUAAAAAUCAGACCAGUCCCUGAAUACCAAAAGUAUGGCUCAGUAGCUUUCCCUAAUUUUGAACAAGGAGUAGCCUGUUUAAGAGAAAUUGCAAAACAGAGAUGUGCUCCUGCAUCAAUUCGUCUCAUGGACAAUGAGCAGUUUCAUUUUGGUCAUGCUCUUAAACCUCAGGUUUCUUCUAUUUUUACAUCAUUUUUGGAUGGAUUAAAAAAAUUUUAUAUUACAAAGUUUAAAGGAUUUGAUCCAAAUCAACUAAGUGUUGCUACAUUACUGUUUGAGGGGGACCGUGAGAAGGUUCUUCAACAUGAAAAGCAAGUGUAUGACAUUGCUGCAAAAUUUGGUGGAUUGGCAGCUGGAGAAGAUAAUGGGCAGCGAGGUUAUUUGUUGACUUACGUUAUUGCAUACAUUCGAGAUUUGGCAUUGGAAUUCUAUAUAUUAGGAGAAUCUUUUGAGACGUCUGCUCCUUGGGACAGGGUUGUAAAUCUCUGUAGAAAUGUAAAGGAAAGAAUAAUACGGGAAUGCAAAGAGAAAGGUGUUCAAUUUGCUCCUCUUUCUACGUGCAGGGUGACACAGACUUAUGAUGCUGGUGCAUGUAUCUACUUCUACUUUGCCUUUAACUACAGGGGAAUAAGUGAUCCACUGACUGUGUUUGAACAAACUGAGGCUGCAGCUAGAGAUGAAAUCCUUGCUAAUGGAGGGAGCCUGUCACACCAUCAUGGAGUGGGCAAGUUACGGAAGCAGUGGCUCAAGGAAAGUAUCUCUGAUGUCGGCUUUGGGAUGCUGAAGUCUGUCAAGGAAUAUGUGGACCCCAAUAACAUCUUUGGAAACAGAAACCUUUUAUAAAUCCAUUACUAUUGUUAUGAAAAGUCACUUUUUUAUUCAACUAUGAUUAUACCAGUAAUCAAAUAUAUCAUGGACUAUAUUUCAGACACAUUUGUUUAUUGGUUUUAAAAAAAGUUUGUUUCAUUCUGUACUUUGUUCUGUUUCUACAUCUACUACGGUCUUGUCAGACGAAAUACCUAAAUCUCUCUCAUCUUAGGUGCGUAAGUUUACAGCCACCUGGUCAUCAUUUUAGAUUUCAGUCAAGACAGCGCAGGGCUGCCAGUGGUCUAGAGGACAGUACUGUCAGCUGUUCUGUAUCGAUGCUUCCUCUUGCAAGGGAGGGAAAGGCAGGUUUUGGUUUCAUUUUUUACUUAUCUUGCCUCUUUUCUAAAAGAACAUUUUUAGAAGGCAGUUACCUAAGGAAGGAUUCUACUGAGGAGUGUUUUCUUGUGCGUAGGCCCUGAAGGAGGAAACUCACCAAAGAGUGUGGGCAGCCUGUUUCCUAGGAUGCUCCAGUGCUGUCAGGUGCUUGGCCUACAGUUUUCUUGGAAAUCAACAUACUGUUAAAAAGCCUGAAAUCAUCAUUAUACAAAUUAUUCUGUUUGGGAACAUUUUUUGUUGUCCAUGUUUCUGUUCUAAGGAGGUAUUAUGUUGUAUUAGUAUCAUUGAGGCAACCUAUUGUUAUAGCCUAGUUCGUUCAUUGUAUGUUUUCUAAGUUAAUGUCACUCAUUGUAUGUGAAGAACAGAUUUACCACAAAAUGAAAGACUUUAUUCAACUCUGAGUCCUGAUGUUUCUGAUUCCACAUUGUUGCUGAGAUGCAGAGGAAGCUGCUCUAGAGAUAAACUCUUUACACAUCAGAUCUCCAGUUCAAAUCAUCUUUUGGCUAAAGAAACCAUCAUUAUCCAGCUAUUGAGUUUGAAAGCCUCAAUAGUUUCAGUGGCAAAAUCUUUUUUAAUUAACCCAAAACAUGAUAAAAUUUCAUAUAAAAGUAAAGCUUCAGUUUAGUUUUGAAUAAUGGUUUCAUGCCUUUUAUGAAUUACUGGUUUAACAUAAAUUUUAAGAAAUGUAAUUUAUUAAUACACAUACCAAGAUCAAAAGUUUGAAAAAAAAUCUUAUUUCUUAAACAGUAGUGAGAACAUUAAUCACAUUUAGUAAACAUUUUUACAUUCAAACCUGGGUAUUAAAAUAAGAGAAACAAUUACUUUGAAUCACUGUCAAAUUUCAUGAUUUACAUUUUGAGAUGGAUUCUUUUCUUAAUGUAAUACUUUUGAUAAUUUUUUUAAAGUAAUAUUUGAUCAGAUGAUGUAAGUCAAAAUGCUGACAGUCCUUUAAAAGGACACAUUGUCUGUAAAUGUAGCAGCAGCUCCAAAAUAUUUUUGGACAGUUUGAUAUCUUUUAUAUCUAAAGUAGCCUUACCAGGAAAGUGAAAAUUUAAAAUUAACAAAAGUAUUUUUAAGACUUCAAAAUGACAAAAUAAUUUUUAGCUAAUAAAAUUGGCCUCAGACUAAAAAUGUGUAAAUCAAAAUAAAUAUUAGUUGGACAACAAAUAUCUAAGUGUUCAUUAGACCUGCCUCUUCUCAUCAGUGAUUUAUUUUUAAUUAUAAAAAUUUCAGCAAAUCUUUCCUUAAAGCUUUUGAUUUCUGAAAUUGUUGGAUACUUGAGGAAAUUACAUUUGCCUCUAGAAUUAUAACAAGCCAGCUUUCUAAAAUGCAUCUACUCACGAAGGUAAUAUUUUUUCUAAACGGUGAUCAAAAUGUUUAAUUUGGUACUAAUAUCUCACCAAAGUGUAUU